GAUUUAUUAGCUCUCGCACGGCGAGGGAAAUUCAUUCGGCAAAGUUCAUUCAUAAAAAUUUCAGCAGCCUGCGCACUACCCGCCCAGCUAGGCUGGCCGCGACGCUCGGGCUCCUCCCGAAGGAGACGGCGGGAGGGUCCGGGAGGGAAGGGCGCCCAGAGGAGGGGCGGUCCGGCCGGGAUCGGAUCGGACCCGAGCUGCAGCGAGGAGGCCCGGACCUCCGGCGGGAGGAACAAUGCGGACCAGCGCCCGCCGCUAGGGCUCCUGGCUGGCGGCCCGGAAACCGAGGUCCUCCGAGAGGGGGCAGCCGUCCUCACCCCGGCCCGCACAGAAGGGCCUUUGACUCUUGUGUGCUUUUUUUUUUUAAUAUAAUUUAUUUAUUUAUUUCUCUCUCUCUCUCUCCUUCUUUGAAAUGAACAAUCGCGGGAACAAAUAAAGGGUUAACGGGGCCGGUCGCUGCCCCGCCCCGUGGGAGCUGGAGGGAGCAGGUUUGAAAGUUCCUUCGCGCAGAGGGAAAGGAGGGGGGUGUGAAUAUUUCUGCUCAGGGCUAGAGGCGUGGCGGCACCCGCUACCCCAGGCCGGGGAACUCGGGUGCGAGGACCACCCCCCCGCCCCCCGGGGGCCUCUGCCAGGGCCGGGAAGGGCUGCAGCCAGGGCCGGGGAGGCGUCCUCCUGGGCUGUCACCCUUGUGCAGCCGGGGGACCCGGGAGGGUGGCUGUGCUGUGGGUCCACUGGACGGCGAGGCAGUGGAGGCUCCGGCGCCCCGUCUCUGCCCCGCCACGGCUAUGCGAGAACGCAGCCAGGACAGCCAGGCAGGACUCGCGCUGUAUGUAGGACUCUUUGGACACCUGGGGAUGCUUCACAGGGCCAAGUACAGCCGCUUUCGGAACGAGUCCGUCACGUCUCUGGACGAAGUGAGCCCCGGAGGGUCGGUCGGAAACAAGGGCUCCACGCCGCCUCCCCACCCAGCCCUGGCCCCUCACCUGCCAGCUGAAGAUGCCGUUGCGCACGCCCAGGAGAGCCCCACAGCGCUGUGCACCUUGAUCCCGCGCAUGGCAAGCAUGAAGCUGGCCAACCCAAUCACUUUUCUGAGUCUGAAAACCUUUUGCCUGGGUACCAAAGAGGUGCCCCGGCAGAAGCUUCAAGAGAACCAGGAUCAGAGCAACCCACCGUCCCCGGAAUUCAGUCUAAGCAGGACUGAGCCUGCACCUCCAUCACAUCCGGACCAGGUGGGACGCAGGGUCGCCUCCUUGCCUUCUGAUAUUUGUCCACUGCCUGGCCCUGGAGAGCAGACCCUCAGGAGCAAGCAGGACCGGCACGCUCUGCAGCACCUGUUGGGGACCGGUCUGAACUACUGUGUGAGGUACAUGGGCUGCAUUGAAGUGCUGCAAUCAAUGAGGUCGCUGGAUUUUGGAAUGAGAACCCAAGUCACAAGGGACGCAAUAAGCCGCCUGUGUGAAGUUGUCCCUGGGGCCCACGGAGCCAUUAAAAAGCGAAAGGCUCCCAUUAAGUGCCUGUCGACGGUUCUUGGCAAAAGCAAUCUUCAGUUUUCAGGAACGAUUAUAAAGCUGACUGUUUCAACCUGCAGCCUCACACUGAUGAACCUUGACAACCAACAGAUUAUUGCAAGUCAUCAGAUGCAAUCAAUUUCAUUUGCCUCCGGAGGGGACCCUGAUACCACAGACUAUGUCGCCUAUGUAGCUAAAGAUCCCGUCAACCAACGAGCGUGCCACAUACUGGAGUGUCAAAAUGGAAUGGCCCAAGAUAUCAUAAGUACCAUAGGACAGGCCUUUGAACUCCGGUUCAAACAGUACUUGAAAAAUCCUUUCUUGAACACUUGGGAAAGCGAGGAGGUACACCUUGAUGGCGCAUCUGAAGACAGAGAUCACGACUAUUACAACGCAAUCCCAGGGAAGCAGCCGCCUGUGGGCGGCAUUGCAGAUGUGCGGAUCAAGGGUCCAGCUACGGACCAAAUGGCUUACUGCCCUAUCCGGUGUGAAAAGCUGUGCUAUUUGCCUGGGAACUGUAAGUGCAUCGGUGUGUAUGAGAACUGUGUGGGACAGAGCGGGCCAAUAGGUACGCCCCAUGAGAGAGAGAUGCAAAGUGAUGGCGCGUGGAGGAAGCACUCCAGCAGAGUGGAUCUCUUUGAUGACCCCUGCUACGUCAACACACAGGCUCUUCAGAGUAGCCUUGGCCAUACUGGGAAGCAAAGCUCCACUCAGCCACAAGGAAACCCGUGGCACCUUAGAAAGGUACCAGAAACUGUGCAGCCGGGAGCCAGCACUCAGCCCGUGAGCUCACACUCUGUACCACACAUUAAGCAGCAACUGUGGAAUGAAGAAUGCUUCCACGGCCGGCUGAGCAGGGGGGCUGCAGAGAAACUGCUGGUGAAGGACGGGGACUUUUUGGUUCGAGAGAGCAUAACAUCUCCUGGCCAGUAUGUGCUGAGCGGACUGCAAGGUGGCCAGGCCAAACAUCUUCUUUUGGUGGAUCCUGAAGGCAAGGUGAGAACCAAGGACCACGUAUUUGAUAAUGUUGGCCACCUUAUCAAAUACCAUAUGGAUAACAGUUUGCCAAUCAUCUCUUCCGGAAGUGAAGUAAGCCUUAAACAACCAGUAAGAAAAGAUAACACAGGACUUUUGCAUUCCAAGAAAUGACAACUCCGGACACUGUGGCAGUACUAUCAGAAGACUAUCCUUCCCAUGUCAGGGACAGUGACAAUUCCAACCUUUUCUCCAGAUUAAAAAAAAAAAAAGAACACAAACUGUGAAACACGUCUUUCUUAGGACCCAUGGACCACAGCUUUUAUUAAACAGAGGACUAAUAAAAUAUCUUCUGACUAUGAAAACCAGAGCAGAAGAACUUUGGUCCAUUUGAAAAGGAGUAUUCCAUAUGCACGGAAGUCACUUUUUAAAGGUCACAUUGCAUUGAUUAAAAACUAAAAGCACAACUACAUUUUCAUAUGCUAAAGACAAUUUGAACUGCUCAGGCAGUGGUAUGUGCCUUCAACUUCAUCAUCUGGGGACAUUUUCAUAUGGGGGAGAUUAACUCCAAGUGUCUUGGUGUUCUAUAGCUACAGAACCAGUUGCCAAAAAAUUUUUUCCUUGCUCAAAAAGGCAAGAAGCAGCAACUUGACUGACAGUUUGACUUUCUUACAGUUUCUGUUUAGCAGCACUUUUUGCUGCCAUGUUAAAUAUGAGACUGACAUCAAAUUCAGACCGUGUCUAGGCUUGUGGAACGAAAGCAAAAGCAGCCGAUGGUUUCAUCAGUCUGUCUCAUUUAUUGAUUAAAAGGUUGGGGUCCAAGUUUACUGUCCAGCAUUCCUCAGUCUUUGCUGUCGGAACUGUUCAUAUGCAGCAUGGGACAAGUACGUGAGGCCAAAUCUCUUGGUUAUUUCUGGUUUUGAGUAUAUGGAUAUAAAAGAUGGGGUUCUUCAUAUGCAGUCCACACUGGUUCCAUUCCUAUUGAGUGUCAGAAGGUAAUUUAAAGUAUAAGAAACUUUCCUUUUGAUUGGCUUCCACUGAAUCCUGGUGUCACCUCAAUAUGUGCCCUAUCACCCUCUUUCUAUGGGUUGAAGGGUUUGGAAAGGCCUGUCAUACACGACGUUAAAACAGGGGUGAAAUUAAGAAUUCUUGGAGAAGCUCUAGGUUUGAACUAAUCAUCACUGUGACUCUUGACAGGUUGCUAACUAAACCUGCCUGGGCCCCAGUUUUCUUGUUUAUAAGGGAGCGCAGAGGUGCAUUUAGAGAUCCGUUGUCAUCCUAACACGGCAGUUUUUCCUUCGUGAGCAGUUAAUACUGAUAAGCAGCCUGUGCUGUUAGGGGAAUACAUUUAGGACUUCCCCCUGUGUUUAUACUCUCUAUACAAAGGGUUUACCUAAAUCAGUACCCACAUAGUUUGACCCCAAGUGUUUCAGAAUAAAGCAGGUGAUUUUGGUUCAAGUGGAUCUGUUUGAUUUUAAUAAUAGCAGAAAUGCUUCAGUCUUGCUUUAGCAUAUAAAAAUAUACCAUCACUGGAGAGAGAGAGGGAAAGUGAGAGAGGAUAUGAGUCCUGAGUUUGCUGGAUAGUUAUCUCAAUACCACUCCAUGUUGGCUAAGUAGACACAACCUAACCUUUAUAAUCAUGAUAUAUUUGGUAAGUUUCAAGUACAAUAUGGGGUAGUUCUUUUGGGUAGAAAUCAUCAGAAAUAAGUCCAUUGAAGUCUUGCAUUUUUAGGUAACAGCUCAUCCUUUUAUUUCUUCAGCCAUUGGGUAGGUUUAUUUUCUUUCCAUGGCUAGAAAAUAAUGUAUAUUUCAUUGACUCCACCCACAUAUCUUAGAUCUUAAUCAUUUUUCUUCAGCGAUCGGCGUAAUGAUAGGAACGUGUAGGCAAGCUGCAGCAGAGGCAGGGCAGAUCGUGCAGGCACUGAUGGUGUGAGCAGCAUGUGUAUAGUCAGUGCUGGACUGAAGUGGUGUUGCAGCUAGAGAAGCAAAUGCUGCCCUUUCAGAGACUGUAGACACCCUUCGCACACCCCUAGGAGAUGCAAGGAAUGUCUGCAUGCUGGUUUAAUCUUCUACUCUCAACCUCAAUUUUAAAAUGGUAGUCCAUUUGCCUACAAAUAUCUGUAAAUGACUUUUCUAAACAAAUAAAUGAUUAUUGCUUUGUG
Molecule: messenger RNA, 4645 nt
Organism: Meriones unguiculatus (Mongolian gerbil)
Lineage: Eukaryota; Metazoa; Chordata; Mammalia; Rodentia; Muridae
Gene: Shc4
Product: SHC adaptor protein 4
Exons: 12
Coding region: 786-2657 (623 amino acids)
Biological process (GO): cell surface receptor protein tyrosine kinase signaling pathway; intracellular signal transduction
Cellular component (GO): plasma membrane
Molecular function (GO): receptor tyrosine kinase binding
Source: RefSeq, a predicted model, not a curated record